This is a messenger RNA of Aspergillus niger, 936 nucleotides long. RefSeq lists its product as uncharacterized. The record is from RefSeq and is a predicted model, not a curated record. Gene Ontology annotation, biological process: protein import into peroxisome matrix. NCBI's taxonomy places the organism in Eukaryota, Fungi, Ascomycota, Eurotiomycetes, Eurotiales, Aspergillaceae. Gene Ontology annotation, molecular function: protein binding. The coding region runs from base 1 to 936 and encodes 311 amino acids. The transcript has 4 exons. Gene Ontology annotation, cellular component: peroxisomal matrix; cytosol.
AUGCUCCACUUCCGCACGGAAGGCUUCAACGGCUGCGCAGUCAAGUACUCACCCUUCUUCGAUAACCGCCUCGCCGUCGCCUCAUCCGCCAAUUUCGGCCUAGUCGGCAAUGGCCGUCUCUACAUUCUUGAGCUGACACCGAACGGAAUAGUUCCCUACAAAUGGUUCACAACCCAAGACUCCCUCUACGACCUCGCCUGGUCCGAAAUACACGAAAACCAAGUUCUAACCGCCUCCGGCGACGGAAGCAUCAAGCUCUUCGACACGGAGGUCGCCGACUUCCCAAUCCAAAACUGGAAAGAGCACAACCGCGAAGUCUUCAGCGUGCACUGGAACCUCGUCGCGAAGGACCGUUUCUGCAGUAGUAGUUGGGACGGGACAGUGCGCGUGUGGACGCCCAAUCGGCCGCAUUCCCUCCUCACUCUGCCGACGCAUAGCUGCACGUACAGCGCGGCUUUUUCUCCGCAUUCGCCAGAUAUCUUGUCGUGUGUGUCGUCGGAUUCGUAUUUACGGGUGUUUGAUCUACGGACGCCGGCAUCGGCGUCGAAUCAUUUGACUUUGCAGGCGUUGACGAUGGAUUGGAACAAGUAUCGGCCGUCGACGAUAGCUACGGCGGGGGUGGAUCGGACGAUUCGCACGUUUGAUAUCCGGGCGCCCGGGCAGGGACCGCAGACGGUGAUGCUGGGACAUGAGUAUGCGGUUAGGAAGGUGGCGUGGUCGCCGCAUUUGUCGGAUGUGUUGUUGAGUGCCAGUUAUGAUAUGACGUGUCGGGCUUGGAGUGAUCAGACGCCGCCGGGGGCGUUAGGGAGGAUGGGCCGGCAUACGGAGUUUGUGACGGGGGUGGAUUGGUGUUUGUUUGGGAGUGAGGGAUGGUGUGCGAGUGUGGGAUGGGAUGAGAGUUUGUAUGUGUGGGAUGUGAGGGCCGUGAUGGGGUAA